Strongyloides ratti is the source of this 1080-nucleotide messenger RNA. Its product is annotated as Glutamine synthetase/guanido kinase, catalytic domain and ATP:guanido phosphotransferase, N-terminal domain and ATP:guanido phosphotransferase, catalytic domain-containing protein. Lineage: Eukaryota; Metazoa; Nematoda; Chromadorea; Rhabditida; Strongyloididae. The record is from RefSeq and is a predicted model, not a curated record. Gene Ontology annotation, biological process: phosphocreatine biosynthetic process. Bases 1 to 1080 code for a protein of 359 amino acids. The transcript is spliced from 2 exons. Gene Ontology annotation, molecular function: creatine kinase activity.
AUGGCUGAUGCUGAGACUAUUAAGAAGAUUGAAGAUGGCUAUGCUAAACUUCAAGCCUCAAAUGAGUGUCACUCACUUUUGAAAAAGUAUUUGACAAAAGAAGUUAUGGAAAAACUUAAGGCUAAGAAAACCAAGCUUGGAGCUACACUUCUUGAUGUCAUUCAAUCUGGAGUUGCUAAUCUUGAUUCUGGAGUUGGUGUUUAUGCACCAGAUGCCGAAGCAUAUACUCUUUUCAAAGAUCUCUUUGAUCCACUCAUUGAGGAUUACCAUAAUGGAUUUGGACCAAAUCAAGUUCAACCAGCUACAGAUCUUGGUGAAGGAAAAUACAAUACAUUACCUGAUCUUGAUCCAGAAGGUAAAUAUAUCAUUUCUACACGUAUUCGUUGCGGAAGAUCAUUCCAAGGAUUCCCAUUUAAUCCAUGUUUGACUGAAGAAAAUUACAAAACAAUGGAAGCUACAGUUAAAAAAGUUUUUGACAAUUUGACUGAUGAAGAGUUAAAAGGAACUUAUUAUCCACUUCUUGGAAUGACAAAAGAAGUCCAAAAUCAACUUAUUGCUGAUCAUUUCCUUUUCAAAGAAGGAGAUAGAUUCCUUCAAGCUGCCAAUGCCUGCCGCUACUGGCCAGUUGGAAGAGGUAUCUUCCACAACAAAAACAAGACAUUCCUUGUCUGGGUUAAUGAAGAAGACCAUCUUCGCAUUAUUUCUAUGCAACCAGGUGGUAAUGUAGGACAAGUUCUUGAAAGAUUAAACAAGGGUGUUAAAACUAUUCAAUCUCAAGCUCCAUUUUCAAGAGAUGCCAGACUUGGAUGGUUAACCUUCUGUCCAUCUAAUCUUGGAACAACUGUCAGAGCCUCUGUUCAUGUUAAACUUCCAAAAACUUCUGCUCGCCCAGACUUCAAGGAAAUUUGUGACAAAUUGAAACUCCAAAUUCGUGGCAUUCAUGGAGAACAUUCUGAAUCUGCUGGUGGAGUUUAUGACAUUUCAAACAAAGCAAGACUUGGAUUAACUGAAUUUGAGGCUGUUAAACAAAUGUACGAUGGCGUCAAGUACCUUAUUGAUUUGGAGAAGAAAGCUAAUUAA